Lachancea fermentati is the source of this 666-nucleotide messenger RNA. NCBI's taxonomy places the organism in Eukaryota, Fungi, Ascomycota, Saccharomycetes, Saccharomycetales, Saccharomycetaceae. The record is from the annotation of a GenBank genome assembly.
AUGGGACAAAAAGGCAGUAAAAUAGAGGUUACCAAAGCUGAUAAGGCUGUUCUCCAACUAAAGAUAUCUAAAGAUGAUCUACAUAGAUAUACGAGGCGUACGGAGUUGCUGAUAAACAACGAAAGACAGCAGCUGAGACAUCUUUUGAAAGAGGAUCCCAAAAACGGUAAAAAGAAUCCUAGGGUAAGAUUGAUACUGAAAAGAAUCCACUAUCAAAGUCAUCUUUUAGACCAAGCUGCUGACCAGCUGAUAAAUUUGGAGAAUAUGGUUGCAACAGUAGAGUUCAAGCUCAUUGAACAGCAGUUCAUUGCUGGCCUUAAACAGGGUAAUGAUGUUCUAACCAAGUUAAAUAAGGAAUUCGCAGGCGCAGAAGACCUCCUUGAUGACGUUCAAGAACAAAUCGCAUAUCAAGAAGAGAUAGAUCAAAUUCUCUCCACUAGCGUGGUUGGGGGGUUCGAGGAUGAAUUAGAUAGAGAGUUGCAACAAUUAGAUCAAGAGGUGAAUGGGUCGCAGAACCUUCCAGAGCUUCCAUCCACAGAAGGACUUCCGGCGAUACAAGAUUCGAAACAGGGAAGCGAGAGUGUCAAGCAAGGAGAAAUUGGCGAAGAAGCGAAACAGGAAAAGGCCGAAGAAGAGGAACGUCGCACAGAGCCCCUUUUGGCUUAA